This is a messenger RNA of Thamnophis elegans (Western terrestrial garter snake), 892 nucleotides long. It is a transcript of the gene TOX3, whose product is annotated as TOX high mobility group box family member 3. Gene Ontology annotation, biological process: regulation of transcription by RNA polymerase II. The transcript is spliced from 4 exons. Bases 458 to 892 code for a protein of 144 amino acids. Gene Ontology annotation, molecular function: chromatin DNA binding. NCBI's taxonomy places the organism in Eukaryota, Metazoa, Chordata, Lepidosauria, Squamata, Natricidae. Gene Ontology annotation, cellular component: nucleus. The record is from RefSeq and is a predicted model, not a curated record.
CCUCCCUCCUCCUCCGUCUCGGUGGCUCCCCCUCCCUAGAGCGUCCCUCACCUGUCCCUUCCGGCUCACCUGCCGCUCUGCCCCUCCCUUUCUCUAUCAUCCCGCCUCCCUCGCUCCCUCCCACCCUCCCCGCAGAGCCCGGCAACUUGGUUGCCUGCUAGGAGCGCGGCUUUCUUUCUCUCUGCGUCCGUGUGCUGCGCCCGCCCGCGCCGUGUUUUUGUGGGUGUGCUGGGGAAGGAGGAGGAGGAGGAGGAAAAAGGGGGGGGGAGCCCUUUGGAAGGUGGAUCUAGUCCAAGCUUCUCCAGAACUUCGCCCCUUUGGACCAAGCAGAUCUCCGACGCUUCCUCUCUCGCCCCCCUCCAGCCCCCCCGCAGCCACACACGCCCCCCCCUCUGGCGACCCCCCCCCUGCACCCCUCGCCCCGCCCUGCUGCACCCCAAGAUCUCAGCCCCGCGAAAUGGAUGUAAGGUUUUAUCCCGCUGCCUCGGGGAACUCCCUUCCCGGAGACCCCUCCAGCCUGGACUUUACCCAGUGUUUGGGUUACUACAGCUACAACAAGUUUGGCAACAAUAACUAUAUGAAUAUGGCAGAAGCAAAUAACGCAUUUUUUGCAACGAAUGAGCAAACGUUCCACACUCCAAGCCUUGGCGAUGAAGAGUUUGAGAUCCCACCAAUUACGCCACCCCCUGAACUGGAUCCCACGAAUUUAGGGAUGGGUGAUCUCCUCCUGCCUUUUCAAGGCCUCAGUGAUCAGUUGGGAGGGCAAGGAAAUGAAUUCACACCUCAGUUUCCACCCCAGAGUUUGGAUCUACCUUCUAUUACCGUAUCUCGAAACUUGGUGGAACAAGACGGCAUUAUCCAGAGCAAUGGAUUACAUAUGGCUUUUAGUUAG